CCUGUCCCUCCUGGAUCUAUCACUGGUCCUCCUUUGCUCCCCCAGUGAGAUUUCAAACCGUAUCUCUGUGCUCUCUCAUCUCCCAUCACUCUUGUCCGAAAGAGUCUUUGAGGUUUUUUCGUCUUCUGUCCUUUCAUCAUCUUUCUCCUUCCUGGAAGAGAGGGGUUCUACGCCUUACCUGUCCUCCUCUACAGGCACAUUACUCUAAAGACACCUACCUGCUUCUUUUGACUUCUUGACGCUUUUUUCUUGGGACGAGGCGCAAGAUGCCAGAGCCCACAAAGAAAGAUGAGAUGGCGAAUGGCCAGCCAGAAGAAAGUGUUGCCCCAGAAAGUAACGGUGCCAUGCCCCUACCUGAGAUUACCCUGGAGGUUUCUCCACCAACAGAUGAGGAUUCUGCUGCAACCGCUACCCCAUCCCCAACACCCCAUGCAGAAAGUGUUACCCCAGUGAGUAAUGGUGCCAUGCCCCUACCUGAGAUUACCUUGGAGGUUUCUCCACCGACAGAUGAUGAUGCUGCUGCAGCCACUACCCUAUCCCCAAAACCCCAUGCAGAGGAUGCCAUUUCACUCAAGAAACUCUCAAUUGAGCUGCCUCAUGAUAGCGUCCCUGUGCCAGCCAUGGGGAGAAAAGACUCAGUGUGGUCUCUGGGAGACGGCCAGGGCCCAGAUGACCUGGAAAAGCCUAUUGACAGCCCACCAAGGUCCACCCUACUGAUAGAGAGUCCACAAAGCGCCACUAUCCCUGUGGGUGGAGACAUCACCUUUGUUGCCAAGGUAGAGGCCAAAGAUCUUCUCCGCAAACCCACUAUCAAAUGGAUCAAAGGAAAAUGGAUGGAUCUUGCUAGCAAGACAGGAAAGCACUUACAGCUGAAAGAGACCUUUGAACGACUGACCAAGAUUCACACAUUUGAGAUGCACAUCGUCAAAGCCAAAGACAACUAUGCAGGAAACUACAGGUGCGAAGUCACCUACAAGGACAAGUUUGACAGCUGUUGCUUUGAAUUGGAAGUUAAAGAAGCUGAGGGCUCACAGAAUUUUGAUAUCCGAUCAGCUUUCAAAAGAAGCAGUGAAGGACAAGAAGAUGCAGGGGAACUUGACUUUAGUGGUCUCCUUAAACAUAGAAAUCAAAGGGAGCCCAAAGCGGAUGAAGGUCCAGAUGUUGAUGUGUGGGAGAUCCUGAAGAACGCCCGGCCAGAUCAGUAUGAGAAGAUUGCCUUCAUGUAUGGCAUCACAGAUCUGAGGGGUCUGCUGAAAAGGAUGAAGAAGAUCACAAGAGUGGAGAAGAAAACUGAAGCUUUUGCCAAGAAACUGGAUCCAGCAUAUCAGGCAGAUAAAGGUGGAAAGAUCCGCAUGGUGGUUGAUCUGGCUGACCCCACAGUUGAGCUGAAGUGGUACAAGAACGGACAGGAAAUCAGAUCCAGUCCAAAUCAAAGAAAGUAUAUCUUUGAGCAUAAGGGCACACAAAGGAUUAUGGUCAUCAACAACUGCUCCUUGAAUGAUGACGCAGCUUAUUCUGUAGCUGCUGGAGACGAGAAUUGUGCCACAGAGCUGUUUGUCAAAGAGUUGCCAGUUAAGAUAGUUAAAAACAUUGAGCCGGUGAAGACCACAGUGAACGAGAGGAUUGAGCUGGAGUGCGAGGUGUCAGAGGAAGGCGCUCAGGUCAAAUGGAUGAAGAAUGGUGUUGAGGUUCCAACUGGAGUGCGCUCCAGAUACCGAGUUAAGUGUGAGGGAACAAAACAUUUCUUGGUGAUUGAUGACGCCUCCCGGGAGGACACUGGGACAUACUCCAUCAUGGCUACCGGUGGCACAUCUGAGGCCCGCAUACAGGUUGACUUGAAACCGCUGAAGAUAUUUCAGGACUUGCAAGAUAUGAAGGUGAUGCUGGGGCAACCCAUCAAUCUGCACUGUGAGAUUUUCCCAGGCAACGUCGCAGGUCGUUGGUACAGGAAUGGACAGCUGAUCCAGCCUAAUGACCGCAUCAACAUCGUACACAAAAAUAAGGUCCAUCGUCUUGAAGUUGCGACCAGCACUCUUCAUGACACAGGGGAUUACACUUUUGUGCCUGAGGGAUAUUCACAGAGCCUCUCUGCCAAAAUUCACAUCAUUGACCCACCGAGGGUGCACUUGGAGAGUUUGAACUUUCCAGACAACACAGUGACAAUUGUGGCAGGAAACAAACUUCGCCUGGAGAUCCCCAUUACUGGAGAACCAGCGCCCAGGGUGGUGUGGAUGAAGGGAGAAAGGGUGAUUCUUGAGUCUGGCAAUCGUGUCCGAGCUGAAACGUAUGGCGACCAGACCAGCCUUACAAUUGAUGUAACAGAGCGGGAGGACACAGGCAACUACAAGAUAGUCCUGCAGAAUGAGGCUGGUGAAGCAACAGCCAGCGUCAAGGUCAAGGUUGUAGACAUCCCUGACCCUCCGGAGGCUCCCUUGGUCCCAGUUGUUGGCGGUGAUUGGUGCUCCAUGACAUGGGAACCACCAAAAUAUGAUGGAAGUUCUCCAAUAUUAGGCUACUACAUCGAGAGAAAGAAGAAACAGAGCUCCAGAUGGAUGAGACUGAACUUUGAUCUGAUUAAAGAAACAUCCUUCGAACCCAAGAAGAUGAUUGAAGGAGUGCCAUAUGAAGUGCGGAUCUUUGCAGUUAAUGCUAUAGGCUCGUCCAGGCCCAGUGAACCAUCCAAAGCCUUUACCCCUCUCGCUGUGACCAGUGAGCCAACAAUGCUGGUUGUGGACGAUGUCACCGACACGACAGUUACAGUAAAGUGGCGUCCUCCUGAAACCAUCGGAGCUGCCGGUCUGGACGGAUACUUAGUGGAGUACUGCGUAGAAGGAACUGAUGAUUGGGUAGUAUCCAACAAUGAGUUGACCGAGAAGACCAAGUUUACCAUCACUGGGCUGACUCCAGGGACUAGAAUCUUAGUUCGAGUCAAAGCCAUCAAUGCUGCCGGAGCCAGCUCUCCACGGACCCUUCAGCAUCAUGUCAUGGUCAAAGAGGUUAUUGAACCACCCAAGAUCCGCGUUCCCCGACACUUGAAGCAGACAUACACUCGUAGAGUUGGAGAGGCGGUGAACCUUGUGGUGCCAUUUAUGGGCAAACCCAGGCCAAAAGUCAACUGGCUGAAAGAGGGCCAGCCCAUAGAGCCUACCCACGUCAACAUCCGCAACACAGACUGUGACAGCAUCAUCUUUAUCCGUAAAGCAGAGCGCAGCCACUCCGGAAAGUAUGAGAUGACUGUUCAAGUUGAAAACCAUGUGGACACGGCCAUUCUUGACAUACAAGUUGUAGACCUACCUGGGCCUCCUCAAAGUGUCACGAUUGAAGAUGUUUGGGGAGGAAAUGUAGCUCUGGUCUGGACUCCUCCAAAGGACAAUGGCAACGCCCCAAUAACAGGCUACACCAUUCAAAAAGCAGACAAGAAAACAAUGGAAUGGUUCACAUGCAUUGAGCACUACCAUCGCUCAUGCAUCACCAUCACAGAGCUGGUGGUAGGGAAUGAGUACUUCUUCAGGAUCUUUGCUGAGAACAUGUGUGGCCUAAGCGAAACUGCCACGCAAAGUAAAAAAAGUGCCCUCAUCGUCAAAGAAGGCAUGCAGGUGAAAACGCACGAGUUCACGGACCACGACUUUAUGGAGGCACCAAAGUUCACACAGCCGCUGAUCAACACUUUUGCUAUUGCCGGCUACAACGCUACUCUAAACUGUAGUGUCCGUGCCAACCCAAGGGCUAAAGUGGUCUGGAUGAAGAAUAAGAUAACCAUCCUGGACGACCCACGGUACCGCAUGUUUAGCAACCAGGGAGUAUGUACUCUGGAAAUCAGGAAGCCCAGUCCCUACGAUGGCGGCACGUACACUUGCAAGGCCGUCAACGAUCUGGGUGAGGCCCAAGUGGACUGCAAGCUGGAGAUCAAAGUCCAAACUCAAGAAUUAUGAAUGUAUGUUCUCAUAUAAGGAGGCUUCACCUUCUUCGAGCUCAUGCAACGCGGAGUGCCCCUACACCUGAUUGACAAGUACAUGAACGAGAAGGUUGUGGAGCCACAGAAGUAACAUUGGAUAGACUGCUAUGAGACACUUUUGCUUUACAGACAUUUGCUGCCAGUAGUGAUCCUCUUCUCUCUACUGCUGAGAUCUGGAGGUUGAAGAGGGAUGAUAGCGAGACAGGCGGAGGAGCGUGGAGGAGGGGUCACUGCUCUGUGGUGUGGCAUGCUGUGUGCAUGUUUGGAGCUUGUUCCCGUAGAAGAAGAAAAUCCCAGCUCACUUCUGUCAACCUUUUGGGUUCAAAAGACUCAGCUCUGAUGCAUGCCAGCAGUGUUUUGGUUCUAAAUUUUGAUCAUUUCAUAUAGUGUGUAAAAAAAACUAAAAUAUAUACAAUGCACAUAUAGAGAAAAGUGGCACACUUACAGUAUUUACAUGUUGGUUCUUGUUGGGAGUGUCUGUAGACGUUGAUAACUUAUUUCCUGGGUCUGAAAGAAGGGAAAAGAGAAUGUAUAAACAAAGGUUGCAGUUUUAUGGUGUGUCAAAAAUUAUAUAAGGGAUACAAUGAUAAUAGAUCAGAGUAAUGUUGGAUACAUGAACGUGUAGAGCCUUCUAAGACAAUUCAAAUGCAUAUUUGUUAAUUUCCCCUUUUCUGUGUUGAUCACUUAUGUGUAAAAUGUGAGAAAAAUGUAGAGUUUACACUGGCAUGAAAAAUUAUUCUUUUUGAUUCAUAUUUGACGUGAGGCUUGAUUGAUGCUCAGUCAUAUGUGCAUGCCUUUACCUUUGUAAUUAUGACCCAUGGAUUACAAUAAAAAGUCAUUUAAAAAGUGA
Molecule: messenger RNA, 4805 nt
Organism: Notothenia coriiceps (black rockcod)
Lineage: Eukaryota; Metazoa; Chordata; Actinopteri; Perciformes; Nototheniidae
Gene: mybpc1
Product: myosin binding protein C1
Exons: 36
Coding region: 267-3932 (1221 amino acids)
Biological process (GO): sarcomere organization
Cellular component (GO): M band
Molecular function (GO): protein binding
Source: RefSeq, a predicted model, not a curated record